Tuber melanosporum (Perigord truffle) is the source of this 2258-nucleotide messenger RNA. RefSeq lists its product as uncharacterized. The record is from RefSeq and is a predicted model, not a curated record. The transcript has 3 exons. Gene Ontology annotation, biological process: very long-chain fatty acid catabolic process; fatty acid beta-oxidation; peroxisome organization. Gene Ontology annotation, molecular function: ATP hydrolysis activity; ATP binding; long-chain fatty acid transmembrane transporter activity. Gene Ontology annotation, cellular component: peroxisomal membrane. NCBI's taxonomy places the organism in Eukaryota, Fungi, Ascomycota, Pezizomycetes, Pezizales, Tuberaceae. Bases 132 to 2258 code for a protein of 708 amino acids.
GAAUAACGUUCCUCUUCUCCCUUCUGCACCAACCGCAUAAUAUACGGGCGCAGGUCCGAUUCGAUUCCUCUCUCCUCGUGAUAUUCUCCUCAUUUCCUACAGCCAUAGCUUUCACACCUCGGCAAUCCCCCAUGGCGGCCCAGUCAAAACUCCCGCUGCCAUCCGAUCGAUCGCUCACCUAUCUCCUCUCACACCUCUCCUCCCUCUACGUAAAACACCGGAAAAAAAUAUCCCGGGGGGUCUACCUAACACUAUUCAUCGCGCUCGUCAAUCGUGUCCGCAAUGCCAUCAACGAACAGAAGGCAGCCGCCGCUCGGCAAGGGGACCGCCCCCGACCCGCUCCGGAGACUCCCAGCGCAAAGCGAAAGAAGGCAGAACUCAAUCGCGAGUUCUUCCAAAACCUAUUCAAGCUGUUGAAGAUUGUUAUCCCAGGUGUACGGAGCAAGGAGCUUCGGCUGCUCGUCAGUCAUACUUUCUUCCUCAUCGUGAGAACAUUGAUAAGUUUGUAUGUCGCCGAGUUGGACGGGAAGUUGGUUAGCGCUCUGGUACGGGGUAAAGGGAAGGACUUUUUGUUAGGGAUUGUCUGGUGGAUGGUGGUAGCGGUUCCCGCGACGUUUACGAAUUCGAUGCUGUCUUAUCAUCAAUGCAAACUGGCGUUGCAGUACCGGACUAGGUUGACGCAGUACAUUCAUUCAAAGUACUUGUCGCAGAUGACUUUCUACACUUUGGGAAAUUUGGACGAUCGCAUUAAGAAUGCGGAUCAACUCAUCACGGUUGAUGUAUCGAAAUUUUCGAACUCGCUGGCGGAGUUGUACUCCAACCUCGCGAAGCCGGUGCUCGAUAUGAUGAUUUAUAAUUACCAGUUGUCAAGGAACGUUGGUGGGGAGGGGCUGUUUGCUAUGGCUUUACUGGUCCAGGUUUCUGCGAACGUUAUGAGGGUGCUCACCCCGCCGUUUGGAAGAUAUGUUGCGGAUGAAGCGAGGUUAGAAGGAGAGUAUAGGUUCAGUCAUUCGAGAUUAAUAGAUAAUUCUGAGGAGAUAGCGCUGUACGGUGGGCAUGAUGCCGAGAAGACCACGCUAGAUAAAGGGUACUUCACAUUGAUCAAGCAUGUGAAUUACAUCUUGCGAAGGCGGUUAUAUCAUGGGAUGAUGGAAGACUUUGUCAUCAAAUACUUCUGGGGGGCUUUGGGACUUAUGCUUUGCUCUGUGCCGGUGUUCUUCAAGGUGCCUGGUGCCAGAGGAAAUUCGUUGGGCGACCGCACCGAAAGCUUCGUCACUAAUCGUCGCUUGCUAUUAUCUUCUUCGGAUGCCUUUGGAAGAGUUAUGUUCUCUUACAAGGAGAUUACUGAACUGGCCGGUUAUACCUCACGAGUAUCUACUCUUCUGAAUGUCAUAGAGGAUAUUCAGAACGGCCAUUUUGAAAAGAAACUUGUUUCCUCCGCAGGUACCGAGGAGAAUGCAGCUGUGCUCCGCGGACGCGGAAAAGUUACUACCGGUCCGGAUAUCGAGUUUACCGAUGUUCCUAUCGUCUCUCCCAAUGGUGAUGUCUUACUCAAGAAGCUAUCGUUCACGGUAAAGUCUGACGAGCACCUCCUCAUUGUUGGCCCCAACGGCUGUGGUAAGUCCUCGCUUUUCAGAAUCAUGGGAGGCCUAUGGCCUGUCUAUGGCGGAACCGUUCGCAAGCCACCCAGCGAGGAGAUCUUUUACAUUCCGCAGAGACCAUACCUUAGCCGUGGGACACUACGACAGCAGAUUAUCUACCCUGAUAGCAAACUUGAGCAGGUUCGCCGAGGUGUGACAGACGAGGCUUUGUACGAGAUUCUACGGGUCGUUGAGAUUGAAAACUUAGUUGAGAAAGAGGGUGGUUGGGAAGCUGAGAAGGAAUGGCGUGACGUCUGGAGCGGCGGUAUCCAGCAGCGCGUUGCCAUGGCCAGACUGUUCUAUCAUGCGCCCAAAUAUGCCAUCCUAGACGAAUGCACCUCAUCUCAAGACUUGGACACGGAGCGCAUCAUGUACGAGACCGCAAAGAGCCUAGGAAUCACUCUCAUUACCGUCAGUCACCGCAGAAGUCUGUGGAAAUAUCACACCAAUAUUCUACAGUUCGAUGGCCAAGGUGGGUACGUGUUUACCAAGCUGGAUGCGGAGAAGAGGUUAAAGCUUGAAGACGAGAAGGAAGAGAUUGAAAUCCAGCUUAGAGCUGUGCCAGAUGUUGAGAAGAGGGUCACAGAGUUGGAGGCUGUUGUUGCGGAGAGGGAUUAG